CUCGCCACUCCAACGAAAACCAUAGGAGGAAAAACAAUACAAACAAACCCAAAAAAGAGAAGAGUUUCAUCAACAGAUUUUAAAAACAAGGAGAGAACAUGGGAGGAAAGAAGCUUCACAAUCACAACAACAACAAUGGCGCCGUUGAUACCAAUAGCAACAACUCCAACCGCAAUGGUACAACAACAACAACGGUGAAGCCACCGCCGGUGACUCUCCAGCAGUCCCCCAUCAUCAAUCUUGACCGCGGGGAUCCGUCGGUGUUCGAGCCGUACUGGAGGAAGAACGGCGGCAAGUGCACGAUCACGAUCUCCGGCCACGAUUCGCUGAGCUACUUCUCCGACCCGAAUAGCGUGUGCUGGUACAUGGAGCCGGAGCUCCAGGAGGCGAUCCGGAGGGUCCACCGGGUCGUGGGGAACGCCGAGACGGAAGGCUGCCACGUGGUGGCGGGGACGGGAUCCACCGUCCUCUUUCAGGCGGCGCUUUACGCCCUCUCCACCUCCUCCUCCGUCGCCGCCGAGCCCAUGAAGGUCGUCUGCGCCGCUCCUUACUACUCGCAAUACAAGGAGCAGGUGGAGCUGUUGCAGUCCCGGCUGUACGAAUGGGGCGGCGACGCUGAGACGUUCGACGGCAGCGCGGCGCCGUUCAUCGAGGUGGUGACUUCGCCGAACAACCCGGACGGCAGCCUCCGGGAGGCGGCGGUGGCGAACAAGACGGGGAACGGCAAGCUGAUCCACGACCUGGCUUACUACUGGCCCAACUACACUCCCAUCACCCGCCCCGCCGACUACGACAUCAUGCUCUUCACCCUCACCAAGUGCACCGGCCACGCCGGCUCAAGGAUCGGGUGGGCGUUGGUGAAGGACGUGGAGGUGGCGAAGAAGAUGACGACGUUCAUGCAGAUCACCACAAUCGGGGUGUCGAAGGAUUCCCAGCUGAGGGCCGCCAAGAUCCUGGGCGUCGUUGCGGAGGACUGCGAGCAGCACGCCGCCGGUGCAUUCGGCUACGCCGGCAACGACGCCGACAAGACCUUCUUCGGCGAAUCCAGGAAGCUCAUGGCGGAGAGGUGGGAGAAGCUGAGGGAAGCCGUCAAGGACAAAAAAGACGUUUUUACCCUCCCAAAGUACCCCAAACGAUACUGCAACUUCAGUGGAAGAUACUUCCAGCCUGCUCCCGCUUUCGGGUGGCUGGAGUGCAAGAAAGGGUGUGAUGCGUCGGCGUUGAUGAAGGCGCACAAUGUGCUGACGAGGGGAGGGGAGACAUUUGGGGUGAGCAGUAGGUACACGCGGAUAAGUAUGAUUAGUCGAGAGGAGGAGUUCGAGCGCUUCAUUGAGAGGAUUUCAGGGAUCCAGUGUGUUGAUGAGGAGGAUGAAGAAGAGGAAGAAGGGUUCGUGGUGAUGAAUGGCGGCGAUGUGAUUCGCCUUGGGAAUGGGAAUUCGAAUGGGCAUGGGAAGUGGCUUGAACAAGUGGAAGUGCAGUGAAUGUGUGUGCAGAAAUUGGAUAGAUGGAUGAGGAAUGGAAUUGGGGAUCUUGAUUGGAGGAGUAAUAAUUAAUAAGUUUUUUUUUUUUUUUUUUUGUGUUGGUAGGGUUAUGUUAUAAUGUGGUGUGUAUAGUAGGGGAGGGAAAGGUAAUGUUAUUGAGUUGUAGGGUUUGAAGCUGUAAGGAUGAGCUUAAAACUUGAGUUUAUGGGGCUCGUCUAAGGUGGAGUUUUCGUAGUAGUAUAGUUAGGGAUUUAGUUUCGGGAGUCCUAAACUUAGUGUAUUAUCGACAUAAAAAAAUAAAGUUUAAUAUAAAUAUAAAAUAUUA
Molecule: messenger RNA, 1806 nt
Organism: Linum trigynum
Lineage: Eukaryota; Viridiplantae; Streptophyta; Magnoliopsida; Malpighiales; Linaceae
Source: the annotation of a GenBank genome assembly